AGGGGCAGCAGCACCAUGCCCUCUCCCAGCGGGUUUCUGCCGGCCCACUCAUCUGGGUCAAAGGACCCGGACCCUUCCCUGGUCUACCGGCCUGAUAUGGAGCCAGAGGCAGCCAAAGACAAGGGCAGCUUCCGAAACUACACGUCCGGCCCUCUCCUGGACCGUGUCUUCACCACCUACAAGCUUAUGCACACGUGGCAGACCGUGGACUUCGUCAGGAGGAAGCAUGCCCAGUUUGGGAGCUUCUCCUAUAAGAGAAUGACUGUCAUGGAGGCUGUGGACAUGCUGGAUGGGCUGGUGGACGAGUCGGACCCCGACGUGGACUUCCCCAACUCCUUCCACGCCUUCCAGACGGCCGAGGGCAUCCGGAAGGCCCAUCCCGACAAGGACUGGUUCCACCUCAUCGGGCUCCUGCACGACCUGGGGAAGGUCCUGGCUCUGGCAGGGGAGCCUCAGUGGGCAGUCGUUGGAGACACCUUCCCAGUUGGCUGCCGUCCCCAAGGCUCUGUGCUUUUCUGUGACUCUACCUUCCAGGACAACCCUGACCUCCAGGAUCCUCUGUACAGCACAGAGCUUGGCAUGUACCAGCCCCACUGUGGGCUCGAGAACGUCCUCAUGUCCUGGGGCCAUGACGAGUACUUGUACCUGAUGAUGAAGUUCAACAAAUUCUCCCUCCCACCGGAGGCCUUCUACAUCAUCCGGUUCCACUCCUUCUACCCGUGGCACACGGGCGGCGACUACCAGCAGCUGUGCAAUGAGCAGGACUUGGCCAUGCUGCCCUGGGUGCAGGAGUUCAACAAGUUCGAUCUCUACACCAAGAGCUCUGACCUGCCAGAUGUGGACAAGCUGCGGCCCUACUACCAGGGGCUCAUUGACAAGUACUGCCCUGGUGUCCUCCACUGGUGACCGGCCUGCCCACACCCGGCUGGGUGCCCUGGGGUGACAGCCACUGUCAGGCACAGUGACGACCCACCCUGGCCUUUCUAGGGGACCCCACAUACCCACCUGCGUUCCCUGCCCUGUGGGCCCCUCUCCUCGGUUGCAAUAAAGACUUUGAAGCAGCUCGUGA
This is a messenger RNA of Balaenoptera acutorostrata (minke whale), 1069 nucleotides long. RefSeq names its product myo-inositol oxygenase (gene MIOX). Bases 16 to 906 code for a protein of 296 amino acids. The record is from RefSeq and is a predicted model, not a curated record. Gene Ontology annotation, molecular function: iron ion binding; inositol oxygenase activity. Gene Ontology annotation, cellular component: cytoplasm. NCBI's taxonomy places the organism in Eukaryota, Metazoa, Chordata, Mammalia, Artiodactyla, Balaenopteridae. The transcript is spliced from 10 exons. Gene Ontology annotation, biological process: inositol catabolic process.